AUGUCAACAAUAGCCACCCCCCGCGACCCCCCCCGUCGAAUCCCCUCCUCCUCAAACCUCUACACCCCCACCACCUCCGCCCGCCCCUCCCUCGACAUCAACCCCCCCUCCACCUCCCUCCCCAGCUCCCCCAACCUCUCCAUCCCCACCAACCAACCCCCCAAACGCUCCCGCGCCGCCCUCCGCGAAUACUACAACCUCCGCACCACUGUCCCUUCUAUAACAACCACCACCACCUCCUCCCCCCCUUCCCCCCCGCCAGCAUCAACCCCCGCCUCAAUCCUCGACUCUUCCUCCUUCUCCCCCACGCAGUACCUAACCUCCCUCCUCGAGUCCUCCUCCCUCUCCUCCCUCCUCCACACAUACACCCGCCUCCUCUCGGAAAUCCGCGCCCUCGACGCCGAAAAAAAGGCGCUAGUCUACAACAACUACUCCAAGCUCAUUACCGCCACUGAAACAAUCCGCAAAAUGAGAACAACGAUGGAUCCGUUAAACCCAAUGGCGGGCACGAUAGAUCUUGUUGUGGGGAGGGUGUACGACAUGGCUAGGGGAUUGAGGGAGGAGAUGAGAGAGCAUUGUGGUGGGGAGCAGGGGAGACGACAAGGGGGUGGUGGGAUGGAUAGAAAAAAGAAGACGAAAGAGUUGGUGAGGGAGGUUUAUAGGGGGAUGGAGAGGAUGAGGGGGUUUGUGCAGCAGGGGGACCGGCCGCAAGCGGAGAAGGAGUGGGAACUGCCGAGGAGGUUGUUGGUUAAAUGGCAGGAGAUGGGGGUGGGCGGGAAAGAGGUCAGAGAGUUGUUGAGAGAGGGGGAUGGGAUUUUAAAGGGGGGGGACAAUGGUGAGGACGGGAGUGAUUAG
Molecule: messenger RNA, 855 nt
Organism: Podospora pseudopauciseta
Lineage: Eukaryota; Fungi; Ascomycota; Sordariomycetes; Sordariales; Podosporaceae
Exons: 1
Coding region: 1-855 (284 amino acids)
Biological process (GO): Golgi organization; Golgi vesicle transport; endocytic recycling
Cellular component (GO): membrane; EARP complex; GARP complex
Source: RefSeq, a predicted model, not a curated record